Archocentrus centrarchus (flier cichlid) is the source of this 5182-nucleotide messenger RNA. RefSeq names its product diacylglycerol kinase, zeta b (gene dgkzb). Gene Ontology annotation, cellular component: glutamatergic synapse; plasma membrane. Bases 405 to 4247 code for a protein of 1280 amino acids. Gene Ontology annotation, biological process: phospholipase C-activating G protein-coupled receptor signaling pathway. The transcript has 34 exons. Gene Ontology annotation, molecular function: protein binding; ATP-dependent diacylglycerol kinase activity. NCBI's taxonomy places the organism in Eukaryota, Metazoa, Chordata, Actinopteri, Cichliformes, Cichlidae. The record is from RefSeq and is a predicted model, not a curated record.
CUCAGAGGAAACGUGCGGAAGGUCUGCAGCUGAAGCACUUCCUGUGUUUGAGAGGGUGGAAAGUUGUGCGUGGAAAGUUAAGCAGCUGUCACGAUGGCCGGCUGCAGCUCGGAGCGCCUGAUCCCAGAGCAGCAGUGAGCACCGAGCAUGGAGGAGCAGCAGCAGCAGCCGCAGGAGGAGGAGGAGCAGCCCGCUCUGCUCAGCGCCUCGCUGCAGGAUGGAGGAGAGGAGCCCUCCUCCUCCACCUCCACUUCCACCUCCUCAGCCUCCAACGCCGAGCUCCCCCCGGCGACCCCGCCCCCCCCCUGCCAGCAGAACAGCAGGACCUUCACAGGUCUGAGGAUCUUCUGCAGAAGGAGCGACCGAGGAGCCUUUCAGGAGUCGGCCUGAUCGCAGCGUCCGACAUGGACACGUUUUUUCGCCGUCACUUUAAGAGGAAAGACGGCGGUCUGCAGGAGGACGCAGCGUCCAAAUCCUGCCGCCAGCGGAGGCCCAGCAUCGCCGUCCCCACCAGUAAAGCCCGCCGGAGGUCCACCGUCGGCUUGCCUUCCUCCGCCCUAUCCCAGCGGCGCCGCUCCAGCGUCCAGCCGCCCUUGCUGUGUGCAGGUGGAGGGCGUCUGGCAAAGGCGGACGCACGCAGCAGGUGGGCGGGACACGCACGCAGGCGAUCCAGCACCACCACACCCAGCCUCAACCCGAGGUUUGCCGUUUGUCGGAGGAAGGUGGGGAAGCUGCGGACCAUCGACACUCACCUGCUGGGGCCGUCCAUGCUGCUGGCCAGUCUGAUCCAGAUGGCUGAGGAGGAGGAAGAGGACGGUGUGGGGGCGGGACUGCUAGCUGAAGAACAGCAGGUGGAAGUGAAAAGCGGUGCCAACAGGAGGACGUUUUCACGUGCCAGCAGCCUCCUAUCAGAUGAAGACGACAGCAGUCGUUACUCCACCACAGACGACAGCCAAUCAGAGGCCAGCCAGCUGUCAGAGGCGGAGCAGCUGGCUGAGGAGGAGGACGACGAUGCCUCCAGGUCCCCCGAUCCUCACUUCUCCCGGGCCUCCAGCCCUCCCUUGUCCUUCUCCGCCACACUGGAGGUGAUGAAAAAGACUCCCCCGGUGCCAUCGGCAUCGCGCCCGCUGAUCCGGGCGCCGCGCUGCCUCCGGAGGAACUCCUCUCAGGUGUUCGCGGUAGACUCCUCCCCCUACGGCUGCUGUCGCGUCUCCAGCCAAAGGAAGAGGAGGAGGAUCUCCACCAUCUCCAAAGCUGGGAGCCCCUGGCCGGGAAGAGGCCCGCCACUGCCCUGCCGCAAGAGUUCGGUGUACUACCUCAACCACCCGGGCUUCUACCGGGGCCCCGGGGCCCUGAGUCCGCUGGGGGCCCCCGGCUACGACUCCUGCCUGGAGAACUGGAGCACCUUCCUGCUGAAAGCCAUCUCGAAGUCAGGCGUGCAGCAUGCCGGGACUCCGGCCAACGUGCCGACGUCCGGACCGAGCGACCCGCAGCAGGAGCCCAGCAGCACCGUCGACUGGAGCGAUAACGCCCAGUACGGGGACCACAUCUGGUUUGAGACCAGCGUCUCUGGAGACUUCUGUUAUGUUGGAGAGCAGUACUGCAUCGCCAAGUCUCUGCAAAAGUCCGUAGCGAGGAAGAAAUGUGCCGGAUGUAAGAUCUCGGUGCACACCAUGUGCAUGGAGCAGCUGGAGAAGAUUAAUUUCAGGUGCAAGCCGUCAUUCAGGGAACCCGGAUCUCGAGCCAUUCGAGAGUCCAACGUUGUUCGACACCACUGGGUCCACAGGAGGCGUCAGACGGGGAAGUGUCGACAGUGUGGGAAGGGAUUUCAGCAGAAAUUUGCUUUUCACAGCAAAGAGAUCGUCGCCAUCAGCUGCUCGUGGUGCAAACAGGCGUAUCACAAUAAGGUGACGUGCUUCAUGCUGCAGCAGAUAGAGGAGUGCUGCUCUCUGGGCGCUCACGCUGCUGUCAUCAUCCCGCCCACCUGGAUCAUCAGGGUCCGCAGGCCGCAGUCGUCGCUGAAGUCGAGUAAAAAGAAGAAGAGGACGUCACUGAAGUGUAACAAGUCGAGCAAGAAGGGAGGAGAGCCCCAAGAUGGCCGCUGGAAGCCGUUCCUGGUGAAGCCCCUCCCCUCUCAGCUCAUGAAGCCUCUGCUGGUGUUUGUGAACCCAAAGAGUGGUGGGAACCAGGGAGCAAAGAUCAUCCAGUCCUUCAUGUGGUACCUGAACCCUCGGCAGGUGUUUGACCUGACGAAGGGCGGACCCAGAGAGGGGUUGGAGUUGUACGCCAAAGUGCCCAACCUGAGGAUCCUGGCCUGUGGGGGGGACGGCACAGUGGGCUGGAUCCUGUCGGUUUUGGACCAGCUGAAGCUCCGCCCUCAGCCUCCGGUGGCCAUCUUACCUCUGGGAACCGGCAACGACCUAGCGAGGACUCUCAACUGGGGAGGGGGCUACACUGAUGAACCGAUAACAAAGAUCCUCUCACAUGUUGAGGACGGCAACAUCGUCCAGCUGGACCGAUGGAACCUGAACGUGGAGGCGAACCCCGAGGCCCGACCCGAGGACAGGGACGAACAUCAGACAGACAAGCUCCCCAUCGAUGUCUUCAACAACUACUUCAGUCUGGGCUUCGACGCUCACGUCACGCUGGGCUUCCACGAAUCCAGAGAGGCAAAUCCAGAGAAGUUUAACAGCCGCUUCAGGAAUAAGAUGUUCUACGCAGGGACAGCCUUCUCAGACUUCCUGAGCGGGAGCUCCAAAGACCUCGCCAAGCACAUCAAAGUGGUGUGUGACGGGACAGACCUGACAGCCAAAGUCCAGGACCUGAAGCUACAGUGUCUGCUCUUCCUCAAUAUCCCCAGGUACUGUGCUGGCACCACACCGUGGGGGAACCCCAGUGAGCAUCAGGACUUUGAGCCUCAGCGUCACGACGACGGCUGCAUCGAGGUCAUCGGCUUCACCAUGACAUCUCUGGCCACGCUGCAGGUGGGCGGCCACGGCGAACGUCUCCACCAGUGUAAAGAAGUGACCCUCACCACCUACAAGUCCAUCCCCAUGCAGGUGGACGGCGAGCCCUGCAAGCUGGCACCAUCAGUCAUCCACAUCAGCCUGCGGAACCAAGCCAACAUGGUCCAGAAGGCCAAGAGGAGGAUUUCCAUGCCCCACCUCAAUGAUCAGCAGCCCGUUCCAGAGAAGCUGCAGAUCAGGGUGAACCGGAUCAGCAUGGCGGCGUACGAGGCUCUGCAUUACGACAAGGACCAGCUGAAGGAGGCCUCUACGCCGCUGGGAGUCAUCACCGUCCCCGGAGACAGCGAUCUGGAGACAUGCCGCCUGCUCAUCGACCGUCUGCAGGACAACCUGGAGCAGGACUGUGAUGCAAUAAAAGGGGAGUGUCUGUCCUCACAGAAGCUCUCCAUGAAGUGGUGCUUCCUCGACUGUACGACAGCGGAUCGUUUCUACAGGAUCGACCGGGCUCAGGAGCACCUGAACUACGUGACAGAGAUCUCUCAAGAGGAGCUCUACAUCCUGGACCCGGAGCUGGUCUCAAAGGAGACGGUGGGCACCUCCCCCAGCAUGCCUGACCUGGUGGACUCCGAGGAGCACAAGGACCAGCAGUUUGCCUUCCCCUGCUCGCCGUCCUCCCCCACCUCCUCAGCUGUACCCAGGCCCAGAGACCAGAGGAAGAGGAUUUCCAGCGACAGCUCAGUGGCCGAUGCUUUGUCUCAGAGUUCCUCUAAGACCAACCUCUGCAGGCGAGGAGCAAAGAUUAUCAAUGUGCAUCGCUCCAACACGGCUGCGGCUGAUUUCAGACCCAUCAUUAGACCUCCUGCUGCUACCUCACGCAACCCUGAAAAAGAUGCAGAACUGAUCAGCUGCAUCAAGAAUGAAAGCCUGGACAGGCUCAGAGAGCUCCACCAGCAGGGGGCGGACCUCCUGCUGCAGGACAAAGACGGCUGCACGCUGCUGCAUCACGCCGUGGAGGCCGGCUGCAAAGACAUCGUCAAGUACCUCAUCGACAACGUGCCCGCAUCUCACCUGGAUGUCACAGAGAAAGAGACAGGGGAGACGGCGCUCCAUAAAGCUGCCACUUCCUGUCAGAGGAGCAUCUGUAAGUACCUGGUGGAAGCUGGGGCGUCGCUCAUGAAGACAGAUCUCCAGGGUGAGACUCCCAGACAGCACGCUGCCAAGGCCGACGACCAGGAGCUGGCUGAGUAUCUGAAGAGAGAGGACCAGGAGACAACCGUUUGACCUCCCAAACAAGCUGUCUGUGUUUAGGCCUUUCAUGUAACUACUCCUGUCCCCGUCGUAUUAAUCUGCAUCCUCUGAAGAGGGACGGCCAGCUCCACAGACUGAAUGUAGACAGCAACAUAUCAGAUAGUGCUUCUUCUCUGCUGUUCGGGGGCAGGAGGGUCCAUUAAAAAAAAUGGAUCACUGUGUGUCUCUUUUAUCCAAACUGCUCCGUCUGAGCGGAGGUGAGGCUUUGCUGUGGAUAAAGGCCCGAAAAGCCUCCGCCCUGCGGCCGAGUCCAAACUAAACAACGUAAAAGCUUCUGGACACUAAAACUAGUUUUUAUUUUCAGGCCACAAAGACUCUCAGAUCUUGUUCAAACUGCAUUUUGAAUACGUCUUUAUCGACUGAACGUUAGCGCUCUGACCUCUUUGUGACUGCGAACAGUGACGGCUCUCAUCCGUCUGCAGCUGAAUGCUUUCGCCUCAUCGCAGGACGGCUGCAAACGUGUCUUCUUUAAGCUUUUAGUGACAUUAUGGAUGUAUUUGUUUACUGGAGAGAAAUAAGUGUUGGGAUAUUUAACUUAGGCACACACAGAUUUAGCUAUUUAUGAAGUCUUUGUAGAGAUUUAACACAUUUUGCUUGUGAUCAAACAGAAUUUUAGAGAUUCAGUCAACAUAUGAGCAUUUUUUUGUAAUUUGUCGUUCCAUAACUGUAAAGCUCGUGGCUGCCAGCAGGAUGCUUUUUGUGAUGUGUGUAAAUAGCUGAGGUGCCCGGUAGUCGUGUCAGUGUUGGAAACUUUAAGCUGAAGCCAGAUUCUGCCAAAGCAGUCAAACCUGUAUGAUUAAUAAUCACCUUUAGAUAGCAGUCAGGAUGAAAUGAUGCUGUAUGACAUUCAAGUAAUAACUUUGGUUUUAUCAUUUCUGAGUGACCUGCAAUAAAGCAUGUCAGCAACG